Messenger RNA from Drosophila takahashii, 705 nucleotides. RefSeq lists its product as uncharacterized. The record is from RefSeq and is a predicted model, not a curated record. NCBI's taxonomy places the organism in Eukaryota, Metazoa, Arthropoda, Insecta, Diptera, Drosophilidae.
AUGCAGUUGGGAAAAGCUAUCAUUCUGCUGCUGGCUGUCAUCCAGCAAAGCUGCCUGGCCAUGUACAUCAAGAACGUGGAGAAGAAUCCUGCUAAGACUGCCUCCAAGGACGAUUGGGGAGUCUUCAAGAACACACUCGGACUAAGCCAAGAAAAAGUUGAACUCCUGAAGUCGCAAAAGGAUCAACAGGGCACCAAGGAGCUGCUCAAUCGCUUUAUUCUGGAGAACCCAAAAGCUCUGCCCAAGGCCAAAAAACAACCCGAUCAGUUCCUCGGGCUCUACAGAUCUAUUCUCAAAAAACUCACCGCCUCCAAGCGGAUGCUAAAGACCUCUCUCAACUUCGAGCUGGCUGAUAGGCCCCAAAAGGAACUCAAAAGGCCGCGCCGCAAGAUCGCCGUGAAGAUGGUCUCCGAUAUGCCAUCGUGGAAGAUCGAGAGCCUGCUGAACUCGUUCUAUCUGAAGCACGGCAUUGCCAGGAACGCCGAGGAGCACGAUUAUCCCGAUUUGGAUAUGGCCCGGGAUACCGAUUACGACUCUGAUAAUUUCUACGACGACGUGGGCGACGUGGGACUGACGGCCAAGACGAGGCAGAAUUCUGAGUACGGAUCCUUCCAGGAUCUGAUAAUGCAGGCCAAGAUGAACGAGUGGGAGCGAGAGAACGAAGAAACCAAAUUGCGCGGCCCAGACAACGAUGAUUAUAUUUAA